Triticum turgidum subsp. durum (durum wheat) is the source of this 966-nucleotide messenger RNA. The record is from the annotation of a GenBank genome assembly. Lineage: Eukaryota; Viridiplantae; Streptophyta; Magnoliopsida; Poales; Poaceae.
AUGGGAGUGGAGCUACCGCAUCUUGGACAUACGGGAGCGCUGAUUGGAGGCAGCGCCAUGGACGCACGGGAGUACGUCGCAGCCAUGGAGAAGAGCAGCAGGAGAUGGACGACGAGGCGUGCCCACGCAGUCGGCGCUGAUGACGAGGCGGAGCUCCGGAAGCGCACAGCCGGCGUUGGAGACGAGAUAGAGGCGCGCAGGCCCUUGGGCUCCCAUAUCCCGGGUGAGCAGGGCUUGCGUCUCCAUCCCGGACGAGAGGAGGUAGGGGAGGUGGGUCGUUGCCGUCGCUUGGGCACGAGGAGAGCGGCGCAGUGCGAGGAGGUAGGCCCCGACGGCGGGGCUCCUCCACGAGGAGCGCAACCGGCGGCAGGAAUCGCGCUCGACCAGGCGGCAGUUGCGGCAGGAGCCGCGCCGGCCGGCAGGGGCGGAGGGCUGCGCGUCCGGCUGGAGGCAGCUGGCUGCUAUGGCGCGGCGGGAAGUCGACUGGAGAUGGCGACGUGGUGGCCGGAUUUUGGUGGCGGCGCCCGUGAUUGGGUGCGGGUGUGUGCUGCGGUUCUUGACAGACGAGGGGGCCAUCCCAACACCCUAGGAGGAGGGGACGAGGGAGCAGGUCAUCUGCGAGCUCAAGAUGGUAUUGGGACAUGGAGAUUCCGGCUUGGAAAAAUCAGAUAUUGCGGGCAUAUUGUGACGGAUUGGGCCAAGGCGGUGGCAUGUGAGGAGAGGGUUCCCCCGAGGCGAGGGACGGCUGCGGUCCUGACCUGUCGUUCUUACACGUUAGGGGGUUUGGACAUCAAUGCUGUAUUUCUCAAUUUUGUGGCUUUCGUACCAUUCUCAUUGGGAAUGAUUGUCCUGUGUGAUCUAUCAUGGUUAUUCUCUUCAGCAUCCAGUCCUAUGCUAGCAAGAGUAAUGACACAAGUGGAUAUGCCAAGCAAAUAUGUCCUGCUUGGAUCAUAUAUGCUUCUGUAA